AUAUCCUCUGAGAGCCAAGCAAAGAACAUUAAGGAAGAAAGGAGGAAUGAUGCUGGAAACAGUGCAGUGAAAAAAGACACUUCAAGGAGCAGGGUACCCACUACCCAGAGACUGGACUGUGUCAUCAGAAUGAGAACUUACCGGUACUUCUUGCUACUCUUUUGGGUUGGUCAGCCCUACCCAACUUUCUCAACCCCGUUAUCCAAGAGGACUAGUGGUUUCCCGGCAAAGAAACGGGCCCUGGAGCUCUCUGGAAACAGCAAAAAUGAGCUGAACCGUUCGAAAAGGAGCUGGAUGUGGAAUCAGUUCUUUCUCCUGGAGGAAUAUACGGGAUCCGAUUAUCAGUAUGUGGGCAAGUUACAUUCAGACCAGGAUAGAGGAGAUGGAUCACUUAAAUAUAUCCUUUCAGGAGAUGGAGCAGGAGAUCUCUUCAUUAUCAAUGAAAACACAGGGGAUAUACAGGCCACCAAGAGGCUGGACAGGGAAGAAAAACCUGUUUACAUCCUUCGAGCUCAAGCUAUAAACAGAAGGACAGGGAGACCCGUGGAGCCUGAAUCCGAAUUCAUCAUCAAGAUCCAUGACAUCAAUGACAAUGAACCAAUAUUUACCAAGGAUGUUUACACAGCCACUGUUCCCGAAAUGUCUGAUGUUGGCACAUUUGUUGUCCAAGUCACUGCAACUGAUGCUGAUGAUCCAACUUAUGGGAACAGUGCUAAAGUUGUGUAUAGUAUCCUACAGGGGCAGCCCUAUUUUUCAGUUGAAUCAGAAACAGGCAUCAUCAAGACAGCUUUGCUCAACAUGGAUCGAGAAAACAGGGAGCAGUACCAAGUGGUGAUUCAAGCCAAGGAUAUGGGUGGCCAGAUGGGGGGAUUAUCGGGGACCACCACAGUGAACAUCACUCUGACUGACGUCAACGACAACCCUCCCCGGUUUCCCCAGAGUACAUACCAGUUUAAGACCCCCGAGUCUUCUCCACCGGGUACACCAAUUGGCAGGAUCAAAGCCAGCGACGCUGACAUGGGAGAAAAUGCUGAAAUUGAGUACAGCAUUACAGAGGGAGAGGGGCUGGACAUGUUUGAUGUCGUCACCGACCAGGAAACCCAGGAAGGGGUUAUUACUGUCAAAAAGCUCUUAGACUUUGAAAAGAAGAAAGUGUACACCCUCAAAGUGGAAGCCUCCAAUCCUCAUGUUGAACCCCGCUUUCUCUACCUGGGUCCAUUCAAAGAUGCGGCUACAGUCAGAAUUAUGGUGGAAGAUGUGGAUGAGCCUCCCGUCUUCAGCAAACUGGCCUACAUCCUACAAAUAAGAGAAGAUGCUCAGAUAAACACAACAAUAGGCUCAGUCACAGCCCAAGAUCCAGAUGCUGCCAGGAAUCCUGUCAAGUAUUCUGUUGAUCGACACACAGAUAUGGACAGAAUAUUCAACAUUGAUUCUGGAAAUGGUUCAAUUUUUACGUCGAAACUUCUUGACCGAGAAACAUUGCUGUGGCACAACAUUACAGUGAUAGCAACAGAGAUCAAUAAUCCGAAGCAAAGCAGCCGAGUCCCUCUAUAUAUAAAAGUUCUAGAUGUCAAUGACAAUGCCCCAGAAUUUGCUGAAUUCUAUGAAACCUUCGUCUGUGAGAAAGCAAAAGCAGAUCAGUUGAUUCAGACCCUACGAGCCAUUGACAAAGAUGACCCUUACAGCGGGCACCAGUUCUCAUUCUCUUUGGCCCCUGAAGCAGCCAGUGGCUCAAACUUUACCAUUCAAGACAACAAAGAUAACACAGCAGGAAUCUUAACUCGGAAAAAUGGCUACAACAGACACGAGAUGAGCACCUAUCUCCUGCCUGUGGUCAUUUCAGACAACGACUACCCAGUCCAAAGCAGCACUGGGACAGUGACUGUCCGGGUCUGUGCAUGUGACCACCAUGGGAACAUGCAGUCCUGCCACGCGGAGGCCCUCAUCCACCCCACGGGACUGAGCACGGGGGCUCUGGUUGCCAUCCUUCUGUGCAUCGUGACCCUACUAGUGACGGUGGUGCUGUUCGCAGCUUUGAGGCGGCAGCGCAAGAAAGAGCCGCUGAUCAUAUCCAAGGAGGACAUCAGGGACAACAUCGUGAGCUACAACGACGAGGGCGGCGGGGAGGAGGACACGCAGGCCUUCGACAUCGGCACCCUGCGCAACCCCGCGGCCCUGGAGGACGGCAAGCUGCGCAGGGACGUGGCGCCCGAGGCCCUCCUGCCGGCCCGCCGGCCGCCCGCGGCCCCCGACAGCACGGACGUGCGGGACUUCCUCCGCCAGCGGCUGCAGGAGCACGACCGGGACCCCACGGCGCCGCCCUACGACUCGCUGGCCACCUACGCCUACGAGGGCGCGGGCUCGGCGGCCGCCUCGCUCAGCUCGCUGGAGUCCAGCACCACGGACAGCGACCAGAGCUACGACUACCUGCGCGAGUGGGGCCCGCGCUUCCGCAAGCUGGCGGACCUGUACGGGGCCGCGGACGGCGACCGGGACUCCUAGUGCGCGCCCCGGGACCCCACCCCCACCCCCGCGCCCUGCAGGACGCCCCAGGUCUGCGGGCGGCGCCCCCACCGCGCGGCCCACGGCCCACGGCCCACGGCCCACGGCCCACGGCCCGGCCCUGCCUGCGGCGCCCGCGCUAGACACCUUUUUCUAGCACACUUUUAUGAGCUUCCGAGACGCACAGGUUUAAUUUUCUAGCGCAUCCACUCAACCGACCGGGCCCGUGCUGGAGGAGGAGGGAGAGCCCGAGUCGUCCCCUUCCCUCCCUGGCUCUGCUCACCUUCCCUGGCCCGGGCCCCCCGCCACACUCCGGGGGCUCGGGUCAGCCGGCUGCUCUGACCGCACACUUCACGCGCUCAGGCGAUGAGGGACCGAGCUCUGACGGUAAAGGUAGAGUUUCGGAAAAGAGAAACGAGGGGGGCGCAACGGCCAGGUGGGUCCUGCCCUGGUACAUCAGCUCACAAGGAGAUGAAUGCGCUGAACGUGGGUGUGUAUUACGGGUGUGUUGCAAAGGACUUAAAAUGGCAUUUGCCCGUCCUGUUUUGUUCUUCAAGAACUUCAUCUGGCACCAACGACUAUUGCGAACAUCAGACCCGCCGACGUUUUAAGAUUCUUGGUCCUCUCUAGGACUAGAAGCAAAUGCAAUGGCGACGUUCAAAAACAGCAAACAAGCAAAAUGUAAUAGUACCUCGUUCCUUGCCACUAACUCACAAUUUCUUAUAUACGAUACCUGCAAAAGUUUGCCCUUGCACCACAUAAAGAGAAAGGGAAAACAGCUAAUGAUGUUAACGGAGGAAAUAUUUGGCAUAUUUUAAAGUUCGGGCCACCAAAAGUACCACAGAUCACUCCAAAUUAUUUCAACCAUCAGUAGGCUAAUUACAAAUAAGUCUAAUUGUUAAAAAUUCUUGAAGGAACUCUUCUGAGACAAAUUUUAACUCCUUGUCUGUAGUUGUUGUCAGUAUUAUUCUAAUAUACUUGAAAGUAGCAGCGUGAAGUACAAUAAUCCAUAUUCUUCAGAUACUUCGUACACAAUUAAGUUGCAUUAGUAAAGAUAGAUUAAAUAAAACUCAAAUCCCGCCCUCAGAGUUUAAUGGGGAAAUGAGAGCCGGCCACACUUGAACUUGAUAUCCUGUCCUCCACAUCUGGGAACAUCUAUAUAUUUAUAUGACAUGACAGAUCUAGAUAUAUUGUUGAGAUCAUAGUGCAAAACUACGUAUUACAUGUUUGGAAGACGCUUACAUAGGGACAAAUUUGAUUCUCUUCAGUAAGAGUGUUUAAGAUUCUAUUAAAAUGAUAGUUGACUGUCAAAAGCAUUAAUAUUUUUUCAUUGUUUUUGACUUUGUUGCUAUGGCAACCCUGCCAUCCUUGUCUUUCAACUAAUGAUAAAGUAGUGGUCUCAUACUACAACGGAAAAGUAAUGUACAAUCCAUCCAAUCUAUUAUUUCUCUAAGUAUGCAAUUAGCAUCAUAGUUAUUAUCCAGAGGACCCAACUGAACUGAACUAAUCCUUUUGGCAGGUUCAAAUCAUUUAUUUCAUAUGGCUGUUCUAAUGAUUUGUAUCAUUAGAAUCCUACAUUGUUCGAUCAUCAGAAAUUUCCAAAGUACUGUAAUGAAAACAUAGUUGUCUUGAAAAUUUAAAAAAAAAAAAAAAAACCAAACCCAGGCUCUGUAUACUUAUAAAUAUAUAUAUAUAUAUAUAUAUAUAUAUAUAUAUAUAUAUAUAUAUAUGUACUUAAGAAUAUGCUGACUUCAAUUAUUAGUCUUAGGGAUUUAUUUUCAAUUAAUGUUAAUUUCCUACAGAUAAUCUUAAUGUCAUUUCCAUUUGGAGAUCCUGUCAUAUGAGCACAUACCUUCUAUUUGGAAACACACUUUUAUUAAGUUUUAAAUAGGUGUGUUACCCAGGAAGUAAAGACGGCACUUUCAAAAUAAGAGAAAUGUAGUCUUUUGGGUCACUCAAUUAGAGUGAAAAAGUUUUACAACCAUAUUCUUCCCUGCGUUUACCGAAUGGUUUCCUAUUUUGUAACGGACUUCCCCGUAUACAUACUAACAAGUAUUUCAUGUUUUCAGGGUUUACUUUGGCUAGUUCUUCCUACACAUGCAGGAAUGCAAACAAAAUACUACAGGAGGGUUUCACUAUAAUGAAUAUCUUAGUCACAGUUAAGUGUUGCAAAAAAGAUAGCUUAGGGAAGUUAAUUAGUAAGAACUAGUUAUUUAUAGCAAUAGAAAACCACCUUAAUCACAUGACUUACUGUAUAACUAAAGAGCUCUCUGUCCUUAUGUUUCAUGUCAUGUAAUAAAUUGAAUCAAGAAAGAUAGUACUGUAAAAAGAAAGGUAUCAUCAGAAGUCUUCCUUUUGAACUUUUGGGUUAAUUGGAAUGUCUGAGGGUCGACACUAGCAACUUCCACUGUUUAAGGGUAAGGUUUAUUCUUUCCCUGUAAGUGAAAGUAAGCAGUUCUGUAAUGGAAUUCGAGAUAUAAUUGGCAGGGUAUAUUAUCCCAUCUUGAAGAUGGUACAGUGGACCAAGAACAAGUUAAUAUGACUAAAUAUUGAAAUAACUGCCUAAUCUCUUGCCACAAAACCUGAUGAUGAAGUGAAUCUCUAAGAAAUUGGACAAUUUAAGACUACAGCUGAAUAUUUAGUACAAGGUCCUAUAAGUAUUUUUCCUAUAAUUAAAACUCUCUGAUGUCAUGGAGAUCAUGAGAGCCAUACUUCCAUCAUUCUGUGUGGGUCUCACUUCCUUCUCACCAAGAUAUCGAGUCCAAGACCCCAGUCAACACGAAUGAUUACUGGAGAGAAAAAAAAAAUUAGUUUUUGGCUCAGUUUUCACAAAGUCCCUGUCCUGAUAUCAGAUGUUAGUGACAAGAAGGAUGGAGGGAAAAUGGGAAGAGGUAAAAUUUAAUAUCUGCUUUAGUAAAUAAGAAACUAAAAUUCAUUAAUUAUAAGCAGAUCAGUUUAGUGGAUUGCUUCAAGGACUUUGAGGCCCUUCUGAAACUUUGUUCCCUUCCAUUCAAAGGGGAGAGUUUCUUCAAGAUGUUCCCUAAAACAAGCUGCGAUUUUUUUAAAUGUUAAGCUAUCGUGCAUAAGUUUACAACCUCUUCACUUCAUAGCCACUUUCUGCUGAAAACAGAAACAUUUGUCCUAAACAUUUGUCCCCAAAUUAAAAAAGUGAAAUCAAAUGGAAGAAAAGAAAAGAUGGUUCCAUGGAACCAUCUGACAGGAGCUCUGAGCACAGUAAAUAAAUGUUUUUUUUUACAGAGCUUUCUUAGCUUUAAGUUUAGUUGCAUACAGGGAUUUUCAGAUACAAAUUGACUCCAUUUUCAAAUGUAACAAAACCUGGCAAUUCAAUUUUAACUCAUUAAAAAAAAUGUUGGCUUAGUGUUCAUUUUUAGCUUCAAAAAAGUUGUACAAAAAUUCUUUAAAAGUUGAAUCUCUAUCUUGGAAGCAUCCAAAUUUUACGAAACCAAAUUAACUUCAGAAAAUCUCCAUUACUUUCAUUUCUAAGUACAUAAAUAUUAGAUGUCCUGAUUUACUGAGCAAUUCCUUUCAUCAAACACUUUGCCUUGAAAUGGGCAUUUCAUUGAAGAUAAUCCUGUAUAAACUAAGAAUUAAGAAUUCCUCAAUUCUACAUACUUGAGGGCCAUAAAAGUAUGCAGUUAAAAGGGAAAAACAGAGUUGAUUCGUGGACACAAACUAAGUAUUUAAAUCAUCCAAAUUCAUCUUCCCCAGGAACCAAACCACCAAAUCAAUUAUCUUACCCUAGUCACUAGUUUUGAAGCAAUAUAAUUACUUUGGAAGAACACUCUAGAAAGUCAUGAUGCCCCACUAUUUUGAAAGAUAUCCUAUUAAAAAGGAUCAUUUUAGUGUAAUUUUAUUUUUUAUGAUUUCAUCUAGAUGAAAUCUUUUUUGAAUUGUGACAGGGGAUUAAACAGCCAAGCAUUUACAUUUAACACUAAAACCCAGCCUCCUUUAUCAGAUUAUAAGAGUGGAAAGAGUAAGACUUAGUGUACAGACCUUCAGGAAGACGAACUAUUUUCCAAAGUCCAACAAGCAGCUUUCUUUUCCAGAGAAUACAGAAUUACAGUAUGGUCACCUUAAAAGUUCAGUGACUAUUACGUUUGUAGCAUUUUUCAUCUCCCUUUGGCAUCUUUAUGGAACAGUUUUCUAAAGGGGCAAUUCUCUACUAAAAAACAUCAGACCCUGAUCAUAUUCAAUGUGCAGAAGAAAACCCUCUUAGAAAGGAAAGACAUUGACUCACACACUUGUUAAAAGUUAAUAAAGAAAUAGCUCAUUUUUAAAGCCAGAAGUUUAUGGUCUCUGCAUCGUCAAUUUAAUUUAAGCAUUGCUGAGACGAUCUUUAAUCUACUCCCCAUUUUGUAAUACCUUAUUUAUGAUGCAUUUUCAUUUUUUUAAUUUGGGGGGAACGUUAGUCCGACAGAAGCCAGCAGAUGAAAGUGCCAAAAGGAGGUCAAAUGGAAACAAAGCCUAUUACCCACUGUAUUUCAGACAGGACCGAGGCACUUAGCCUGAGAGCCACUGGGUUAUUAGAUUAAUUUCAAAAGAGCUUUUACAAGUUGCUUAAUUCCAUUUUUUUUUUUUAAACCCAUGGACCACAAACUCAAAUUUCUCUUCAAAUGGGGUUAAUUUGACAAAUGAGGCAUGGACCCAGCGUUGUGGAAAAAGCAUUCCACUAUAAUGAGAUCUUGGUCUUUCUUGCGAGACUAUGUUAUUUAUGUAAAUAUGUCUAGAGGCACCUUCUAUAAGCUUUUAGUUUUCUAUGAUCUAUUAGUUUAGUGUUUAUUAAGGAAUCAGAUGUAUAGAAUUGCUAGGCAUUCAGGGGGAAUGCUGUGUAGCAAACAAACCGAUCUGCUCUCGGAAAAAAAAAAAAAAAAAAACAUAGGAACACUUCAAAACCACCAUAUUGUUUUGUUUGUGAUUAUUUUCAUUGCUUUGAAAGUAAACUGCAUAAGAAUAGGCCUUAUAAUAAAUGCUACGUGCGUCUUCAGUAGUACCAAGCUAAGGCAAUUUGGCAUUCUCCUACUGUAAUUUGUGAUUUUAAAUCCAGAAAAUAAAAGCUUUUUGGUAUUGAUUGUUUUUAAUUAAAAAUACUCCCAAGUAUAAAUUGAAGCUGAUGCCACCCUUGAAGAUUUACUGGCUGGAAUGCUCAGUCAUACAGUUUUUCUCAGUAUCGCCUAUAUCUGGCGAUGAGAACACCUGAGAGAAACCACCACUGCUCAGCUUUCAUCAACAUUUCUAGUUGGGGAGAUUUCCAUAACUUCACAGUUUACAUGAGAAAGCUUCCUGUAUUAGAAGGAGAGGUAAGAUGAUUACCUUCAAGCGCAGUGUGGCCGGGCCUUUUGUGUAGUCAAAUGGCAAAUACACGCUCCUUGAAAUGGCUUCUUUUAUUUUCCUUUGUUUUCUUAGACUAUAAAUUUGAAAAGAAUGCAAUUUAAAAAGUGAUUUCUCACAAAGAGUAAAUAUGCCUUUUGCAAAUCAAUUUUUGUAACAAGUUAUUUAUAUGAUAUUACUUAAUAAACUGUUUUUUUCUAA
This is a messenger RNA of Canis lupus familiaris (dog), 8052 nucleotides long. It is a transcript of the gene CDH6, whose product is annotated as cadherin 6. Gene Ontology annotation, molecular function: calcium ion binding; cadherin binding. Gene Ontology annotation, cellular component: catenin complex; adherens junction; plasma membrane. The record is from RefSeq and is a predicted model, not a curated record. Lineage: Eukaryota; Metazoa; Chordata; Mammalia; Carnivora; Canidae. Gene Ontology annotation, biological process: homophilic cell-cell adhesion; cell-cell junction assembly; calcium-dependent cell-cell adhesion. Bases 130 to 2502 code for a protein of 790 amino acids. The transcript has 11 exons.